This is a messenger RNA of Phascolarctos cinereus (koala), 4211 nucleotides long. Lineage: Eukaryota; Metazoa; Chordata; Mammalia; Diprotodontia; Phascolarctidae. The record is from RefSeq and is a predicted model, not a curated record.
ACUCUGAUCCCCAGGCAGGGAUCGCAGGUGAUGACCCCGUAGGGCUGCCACUCUUGCCUUAGCAGGGACCUUGCUCUUGGGGCUGGAGGUGUAAACAGUGGCCUCAGAGGCCCUGGGCUGUUGCCAAGGUGACUGGGCAGCCUGGGAGGCAGCUCCGUCCGGGUUUGGAGGCAACCAGCUGCAGCUUGGAGGAAGCUGGAGCCUGGGAGCCCAGCAGGAGGGGGAGGCAGUCCCCGGAGGGACAAGCAGCAGGCACGGUGGGCAGAUUAUAUCAGUGGGCACCAUGAGCGGCAGGAAGCGGAGCUUCACCUUUGGAGCCUAUGGCGGGUUGGACAAGUCCUUUGUGUGCAACCAGAACCCGUGGAGGAGUGAUGGGCAGAGCCAGCCCUUCCCUCAUGCAUUAGACCUGCCCCGAGUGGACUCUGCUCCUCCCCACGCAGCUUCCCUCUAUCCCAAGAACUCAGACUUGUUUGAGAUGAUUGAGAAGAUGCAGGGAAGCAGGAUGGAUGAACAAAGAUGCUCCUUCCCACCUCCUCUCAAAACAGAAGAGGAUUACAUCCCAUAUCCCAGUGUCCACGAGGUCCUGGGGCGUGAAGGGCCCUUCCCCCUCAUCCUGCUGCCCCAGUUUGGAGGCUAUUGGAUCGAGGGCACCAAUCAUGAGCUCAGCAGCAUUCCAGAGACGGAACAGCUCCAGUCCCCCACGUCCAAAGUGAAGCUGGAGUGUAACCACACUGCCCGGCUCUACCGCAAGUAUUUCUUAGGCAAGGAACACUUCAACUACUAUGCCCUGGACACUGCCCUGGGCCACCUGGUGUUCUCACUCAGGUAUGAUGUCAUCGGGGAUCAAGAACACCUCAGAUUGCUGCUCAGGACGAAGUGUAGGACCUACCAUGACGUCAUCCCCAUCUCCUGCCUCACAGAAUUCCCCAACGUUGUCCAGAUGGCAAAGCUGGUGUGUGAGGAUGUGAAUGUGGAUCGAUUCUACCCAGUGCUUUACCCCAAGGCCUCCCGCCUCAUUGUCACCUUCGAUGAACACGUCAUCAGCGAUAACUUCAAGUUUGGGGUCAUUUACCAGAAACUCGGGCAGACCUCUGAGGAGGAGUUGUUUAGCACCAACGAGGAGAGCCCUGCUUUCGUGGAGUUCCUAGAAUUCUUGGGUCAGAAGGUCAAACUACAGGACUUUAAGGGGUUCCGGGGUGGCCUGGAUGUGACUCAUGGGCAGACGGGGACAGAGUCGGUCUACUGCAACUUUCGAAACAAGGAGAUUAUGUUCCACGUGUCCACCAAACUGCCCUACACAGAGGGGGAUGCCCAGCAGUUACAGAGGAAGCGGCACAUUGGGAAUGACAUCGUGGCCGUGGUCUUCCAGGAUGAGAACACGCCCUUUGUGCCCGACAUGAUUGCUUCCAACUUCCUCCACGCCUAUGUGGUGGUGCAGGCGGAAGAUGCUGGCCCCGAUGGGCCCCUUUACAAGGUGUCUGUUACUGCCAGGGAUGACGUGCCCUUCUUUGGGCCUCCACUUCCAGACCCUGCUGUCUUCAGGAAGGGCCCUGAAUUCCAGGAAUUCUUGCUGACAAAGCUGAUAAAUGCAGAAUACGCCUGCUACAAGGCAGAGAAGUUUGCCAAACUGGAGGAGCGGACCAGGGCUGCCCUCCUUGAGACCCUCUACGAGGAGCUGCACAUUCACAGCCAGUCCAUGAUGGGCCUGGGGGGAGAUGACGACAAGAUGGAGAAUGGAGGAGGGGGCAGUGGUGGCUUCUUUGAGUCUUUCAAGCGUGUGAUCCGAAGUCGCAGCCAGUCUAUGGAUGCCAUGGGCCUCAGCAACAAAAAGGCAAACACAGUAUCCACUAGCCACAGUGGCAGCUUUGGCCCCAACAACCCAGACUUGGCGAAAGCAGCUGGCAUAUCAUUGCUUGUCCCGGGGAAAAACUCCAGUAGAUUCGGACGUCGGGGCAGCGCCAUAGGCAUAGGAACCAUAGAAGAGUCGCUGAUCGUGCCUGGGAAGAGCCCCACCAGGAAGAAGUCUGGCCCCUUCAGCUCCCGUCGGAGUAGCGCCAUAGGCAUUGAGAACAUCCAGGAGGUACAGGAGAAGAGACUCGAUGCUGAGUCACCCCGCUGUCCCCGUGUGCCCCAAAGAGAGAGCCCUCCUGCUGGCCAGAAGACCCCCGACAGUGGACAUGUCUCCCAGGAGCCCAAGUCAGAGAAUUCGUCCAAUCAGAGCUCCCCGGAGAUGCCCACCACCAAAAACAGGGCAGAGAUGGCCAUCCAGAAGGCUGAGGCGCUGAAGGAUUUCUCCCGGUCAUCCUCUAGUGCCAGCAGUUUCGCCAGCGUGGUGGAAGAGACAGAAGGUGCCAACGAGGAUGACAUGGGCAUGGAAAGCGCGUCCUCCUCUGGGAUGCCACACAAGAGAGACUCCUUCAUCUACAGUACUUGGCUAGAGGACAGUGUCAGUACCACCAGUGGGGGAAGCUCACCAGGCCCCUCUCGGUCACCACAGCCAGAUGCCAGGAAAUCAGGGGACCCUACCUGUCCAGAGAUUAAGAUCCAGCUGGAGGCACCUGAGCAGCAGCAGCAGCACACACCCCAAUUUGGGCUGCUAGCCCUCCCAGCCAGGCCUCCAUGGAUAGGACAUCCCAGACCCUGUGGCAGAAGCACAAGCUGAGAUCGCUGCUGCGGAGCAUAGACAGCGAUUCUGCCCUUCUCGCCACGGCCAGCCUGCUGGACUGGCCUCUUUGCCCUCUUUGUGCCCUCCCCUUGCCCAGGACCACAGCUCUGCAGGGCGGAGCCUCCUGGGUCUCAGGGCCAGGCCUGGGGGCCCUCUGUGCCCCCUGAAUGCACAGGGGUCCUAUGAGCUGCUUGCCCCAUUCCCAGGAAAACUACGGGCAUUGUGCCUGCCAAGGGGCACAGUGCCCACCCAGAGGACUAGCAGCCCCACCCAGGGCCCCUGGCACAGCCUGGACAGGUUGCUGCCACAGCUUCCAGCCUGAGCCCUGCUUCCUCCCCAUCCCCCCAGACCUUCCACCCCCUGGGGAUGACCUGGAUCCCUGCCCAACUGAGAAGAAACCAGGCCAGCACCUUUCUGGGCUGGGUACUUUCUGGGGCAUCUCAAAAGCAAGGAUCACCGAACACAGCUGCUCCUGCCAGAGUUCAAGACAGCUAUGGGGCUGGCAGGAUGCUGUGCCGGAGUGGAAGAAGCCCUGGGCCGGGGUCUAGUCCACAGCCUUCAUCCUGCUGUCUCCUACCUGUGUGAGCCAAGUCAUUUUUCUUCAGGCCUCAGUUUCUCCCUUGGUAAAAUGGGGGGAGGUUGGAUCAGACGGUCUAGAUCUUUUCCAUUGCAGAAUUCUGUCAUCCUCUGAGCCUGCUUAGGCGGGAAGCUUUGAGUUUCUAGCUGGCCAUCCUUCCUGUCCCCUUCCUUCUACUGAGUCAUGCCCAGAGCAGGUGCCCCCUUCCCCCCUCCAUCCAGGACCACAGGCUGCCCAAUCUUGCCCAUUAUUGACGCGCCAGGCUGUCAGUCAGGGGCCUCUACCUCGUGGGCCCUGUUCAGGCCACCAGGUUGAGGGGAGCCGAAUUAGGUGUACUCACUGGGCCGUCUUCCCCAGCCCCCACUCUCCUGCUUUAGUCCCUGCCAGCUUUCUAUCCUUCCCCUACUAGGCCUGUCCCAACAGGGUCCCUGCUCAGUUGCUGCCCACGGCUGAGAGCCUGGCACCAUUGCCUGGUGAAGAGCUCAGCUGGCCCACCUUGUUAACACACCCACCCCCGAGACACUGAGCAUCUAAUUUCACUUUCCCAUCCUAUCACUGUCCCCAGUCCCCUACCUCUGGUGUCUCUCAGUACAUCCUGGGAGGUGGGCAGGCUGACACUCCAUCCCCCUGCCCCGUGAUGGCUGGCAGGACCGGGCCAAGGCUGUGAACACUUGGCCCAGGGAGGGCUGGGACCCAGUGCUGCCUGUGGUUGGUGGCACCCACAGUUGGGGAGAUGGGGGAAGGGGUUCCUCUCCUCCUCAGCCCACUCCCCUGACCCCUGGAGGCUUCUGGGAGUUGGCGUGAUGGGGGAGCUAUCAUAUGUCCAUGUUGUGUGUUUUUGUCUGUGUUUUUUAAGGCCUCAGGCCCCAGGGCCUGACACCCAAGCCAAACACUUGUUUCUGAGACCGCGGUUGUGUGUGUAUCAGUGACAGGUGUACAAAAUAAAAGUUAUAUUUAUCACUAUUGUAA